AUGUCAGCAUUCGGUCUCCUUCCCAGUCCCCCGAUAUCAGAUUCGCGACCCGCCAGUGCGGGUGCGGAAUCUUCUUCGUACUUUGAAUGCAAGAGCAACACAACCAGCGAAGAGGAUACCCCGACUCCAGAGCUUUCCGAGGAGACGGCAGUUGAGCCAGUUGAUGAGCCUAUUUCAGCGCCUGUUGAGGAGACGGUACAAGAAUCUGUUGAACAACUUAUCGAUGACACCGCGGACGAGCCUAUGGAGGAGCUCAUGAAGGAGCCAGAGAAGGGACCGCCGGGGGAGCCUACGCUACCGUUCGAAAUGGAAGAAAAAAUCCAUUACAAAGCCUACCGUCCACCUGGGUGGACACGAGCAUUAGAAGAAAGGCGAAGGACGGACGUGACAAAUGUUCACGCAGCUCACUCCAAUCUCAUUCGGCAAUGUGAAGAAGCCAGUCAGAAGCAGGAUAAACCGCCCACCCCCAAUACAAGUCCUGGCAAGAUAGCAAAAAGCUCCCUCGCAUCACCACGUUCAGUGCUCAGUGCCAAAGCAGUCAUCCCAGGCACCUCCCCAAGACCUCAACGGCCGAGGACGGCCACUGACUCAAGCGAAGCGAGCUGGGUCCCCACUAACUUCUCGUAUUGUCAGACGUGGCUGCAGGGAGUACCAUUCGAGGCGGGUGAGGAUAAAGACCAGGCCCCCAAAGAGUUCAACCGUCGCAAGUUCCAGAUUGUUGAAACUGAUCCGCCAAUGCCUAAGCUGGACAUCAUUCCAGGGGCCAAGGCCUUGGAGGAGCCCGUGGUAAGUUCUUCAGCCUGGUUUGGAUCUGAGGCCAACCAUGCUCACGUACAACUCCAGCGCUUCGCGGUCGCUUCAAGGCCUAAGCUUGUUGAAGUAACACGGCAAUCAUCGCCGUCCAUGCCUCCAUCUAUGGCUCCACUCAUGCCACCACCGCUACCACCGCCAGCGCUGUUACCUCACCCUCUUCCAAUGACGCCUGACCAGCGCCAGGAAGAGGUGUCUGCUUUCAGCCCAGACACUCCGCUUAACAUGUCUGACAGCGGCUAUGGUACCCGUGAAUCUGGCUAUUCCAUGGAUAGCUACCAAGACAGCAAAGAUGACGAUGCGUAUACAGAUCCAGGAUCAUUGACCUCGGACAGUGUCACAUCUACCGUCGUAUGCGAGAGGCCUGAGUCCGCGCAGGGAGAGCGCAAUAGGUCACCCCAACCGGAAAUCAGAUCGGGCAGUGUCAGCCCCAAAGCAUCCUCAUCGCCGGGGACCAUUUCCUCUGGUCACACGUCAAAUCCUUCUGAGAAAGAAGACGAGAAACAGCGAUUACUGGACCAGAAAUGGACCCUAGAUGACCACGAGUGGACUCUCGGAGAACUUGACCACUCAGUCAAAGAUUUUCCUCGCCAUAUGCUGAGGCUCACAUCUCCUGUUAUUGUUUAUCUUCGCCGAAACGAUGAAAAGGUACUACUUCGGCCUUUUCGAACUAUCUUCCCUCAAGUUGCAGAGAACCUUCUCGAUGGUCUCUGCGCUGCACUCAUUGCUCGCAACUACCUUGUUUCCUUAUCUACACUUCACCGUCGAAAACCAUCUAUAUCGACACGCAGCGAUCCUUACACAGUUGAUGCCCUCCCUGUCAAGGCAUAUAGCACGCUCGGUAUCCAAAUACCCACCGGGUCCCCUGGCCGGAUGAAAGACCGCGCCCUCGGUGCUCACAGUAUGGACCUACGCCGGCAAGUCGAAGGCAUUAUCGACAACCUCUUGUUCGCCAUUUGCGGUCGAGCAGAUGACACACUCAAAUCUGCCGUCGAGGUACUCGCGCAAGUACUCGAAGCCAAUGUUCAACAUUGA
Molecule: messenger RNA, 1845 nt
Organism: Penicillium atrosanguineum
Lineage: Eukaryota; Fungi; Ascomycota; Eurotiomycetes; Eurotiales; Aspergillaceae
Exons: 1
Coding region: 1-1845 (614 amino acids)
Source: RefSeq, a predicted model, not a curated record